Molecule: messenger RNA, 1221 nt
Organism: Cordyceps militaris CM01
Lineage: Eukaryota; Fungi; Ascomycota; Sordariomycetes; Hypocreales; Cordycipitaceae
Exons: 2
Coding region: 1-1221 (406 amino acids)
Source: RefSeq, a predicted model, not a curated record
AUGGGCAAGAGAUAUACAAAGAAAGGGCGUUCUGCGCGCAAGGGUCCUCCUAAGCCUGCAACCAUGCCUUUGCAUGAGGAUGUUGUCAUAGACAACAGUCCCUCUGCGAACGGAGCGGCGCCUGUGGGCAAUGCCAAGUCUACCGACGACGAUGUCAUGCCUGUGGAAGAAUCUGCGACCAUUGAGCAGAGCACGAAUGCCUCGCCAGGACCAAGCCAACAGGACUCGGAAAAGGGAAGCAACAGCCAUAUGCUAACAGACCUGGACCAUAUAGAUCAGCAACCUCGACCUACAAGAUCAUCGAGUCGUGAAGUCGAUAUCCGAGGGCGUGAUGCGACCGCCCGCCAGCAGAGUCCAAGCCAGAACAGGCAGCGAGAAAACGGACAAGAGGGAAGCAGCCGACACGAGGCAAACUCCGAGCGAAGCAACUCAUCCGAGUUCCACGACCCUGCCAUUAUCAAAAAAGGCAAGCAAGCUGUUGACAAGCAAGCUGUUGACAAGCAAGCUGUUGACAAGCAAGCUGUUGACAAGCAAGCUGUUGACAAGCAAGUGGCCGAAUUGCAACGAAAAUUGGCCGACAUGGAACGAAAAUUGAAAUACGCGGAAAGUGAAUCGAAUAACUUGCGACAACGGCUCGGUUGGUGGCAAGAUUGCGCCAAGGCACGGGGAAAACAGCUCCUCGAGAAGAAUAGAGUCAUCACAGAUCAGAUCAGCGAAAUCGACAGCUUGAAACUCGACCGGGCUGUUUGGCGCGGUGUCCGAGCUCCGGAACAUCACCAUCAUUAUUUCCCCGAUGGGCAGUGUCGUCGUUUGGUUUUUUUCCCCUGUGGGAAAUCCUACGAGUGGGUUUAUUUCCCCAAUGGCGAAUGCCACCAUGCGAUGGCGUUCCCCGAUGGGCGACUCUACCGAUGGAAAUAUCUUCACUAUAGCAAAUGGCCCCAUUGGAGUUCUUCCCAUCCCGCUACCAAGUCGAAAGAUCGACGCGCUACCGAGUCGAAAGAUCGUCCGGCUACCGAUGCUAAAGAUCAUCCCGCUACCGACUCGAGAGCUCAUCCCGCUACCGACUCGAGAGCUCAUCCCGCUACCGACUCGAAAGACGUCCUCGCUGAAGAUCAUGAUAACCCCCCGGCCGGGGACAUGCACACGGAUGCCAGUCUCCCACCGGCGGAGCAGAACUACCCGUGGCCUCUAAAAGAGCGUGGCCGCAGCACGUCCAUGUAG